AAGCCUCGCCACUUCAUCUUCUUCCCCGCGCACACCACACAGCUGCACCAUUUCCAUACCCAUAGAUCAUCAUGGAGAUCCAGAUCCCACACUCCAUCCUCUUCACCUUCCUUUGCUUCGUCGUCUUCAUACGCAAACUUAUUUCCGUGAAAUAUCCCAAAAACCUACCACCAGGACCAAGGAAACUACCACUUAUAGGAAACCUUCACCAGAUUGGGUCCUUGCCACAUCGAUCUCUUAGAGACCUCGCUAACAAGUAUGGACCCAUAAUGCAUCUUCAGCUCGGACAGAUGUCCCACGUCAUAAUCUCUUCACCAGACCUAGCCAAAGAGAUCAUGAAAACCCACGACAUCAUCUUCUCCAACAGACCCAAAAUCUUUUCUGGUGAAGCCUUGUGUUAUAACAGCACAGACAUAGCCUUCUCUCCUUAUGGAAACUAUUGGAGGCAACUCCGAAAGAUUUGUACUUUGGAGCUUUUGUCCGUGAAAAGAGUCCAGACAUUCAGAAAAAUAAGGGAGGAGGAGGUUUCUGCGUUUGUGAAGCAUGUUUCUGAACAUGAACUUGGUUCUGUAAUGAAUCUCACUCAGAAACUCUAUCCACUCACGAAUUCCAUAAUUGCUCGAGCAGCCUUUGGUCGAAAGACUGGUAACGUAGAAGGUGCUCUUGCGGGAAUGAUGUACACAGUCGAGCUUGUGAGUGGCUUAUCAAUCUGUGAUCUCUAUCCUUCACUUGAAUUCCUUCGUGUGAUCAAUGGUACGAGAGCUAAAGCUGACAAGGCACACAGAGAUCUUGAUAGGAUGCUCAGCAACAUCAUCAACGAUCACUUAGAAAAGAAAGAUGGCCAUAAGCAGGACGGAGAAGCAGAAGAGGAUCUGGUUGAUGUUCUUCUCAGGAUUCAGAAAGAGCAUGAUCUUGAAAUUCCCUUAACUUUCGACAACAUCAAAGCUAUCCUCCAGGACAUGUUCAUUGGUGGGACUGAAACUACAGCAACAACAACAGAGUGGGCAAUGGCAGAAAUGAUAAGAAGCCCAGAAGUGAUGAAGAAGGCACAAGAAGAAGUGAGAAGGAUCUAUGGAAACAAAGGAUACGUGGAUCAAUCAGAACUUCAUCGGUUAAAAUAUGUUGACUCAGUCAUUCGAGAAACUUUAAGAUUACACCCACCUGUAUCUUUAUUGGGACCAAGAGAAAACAGUGAGGCAUGUCGAAUCAAUGGGUACGAUAUACCAGCAAAAACUGUUGUGAACGUCAAUGCUUGGGCCAUUAAUAGACAUCCUGAUUAUUGGAACGAACCUGAGAAGUUUCAACCAGAGAGGUUUAUUAACAACACAGUUGAUUACAAAAGCACCAAUUUUGAAUUGAUUCCAUUUGGUGGUGGAAGAAGGAUAUGCCCUGGAGUGUCAUUUGCUACGCCAAUUUUAGAACUGAUAAUUUCCAAUUUGCUUUAUCAUUUUGAUUGGAAACUUCCUAAUGGAGAAAAGCAUGAAGAAUUAGACAUGUCUGAGAGCUUUGGCGCUGUGGUGAAAAGGAAGAAUGACCUAUGUUUAGUUCCCAUGGCAUAUAGGCGCCCUUAGGUUUAUUACCUAAUGAGUAGAAUAAUAAUCACACAGCACUCACAUACAUGCACUUCCAGUUACCCAGACGUGUAAAGCAAUAUUAUAUAGUUGACGCUCUGUGGCCUCCUAGUAGCUAUUUUCUUCUCUUUUUUUUUGGGUAAUUCUAGUAGCUAUUUUCUUUAACAAUAAUGAUGAACAACUAAUUGAGUGCACCCAGAUCAGGGUUCGUACUCUAGGAAGUUGUACCAUGCAGGUUUGCUUUGUUUGUUUGGGGGAUACUAUGUUGUGUUGGAUAAUGUUAUAAAAGGUUCGUUAAUUUACAUUUCUCUUUAAUUA
Molecule: messenger RNA, 1889 nt
Organism: Prosopis cineraria
Lineage: Eukaryota; Viridiplantae; Streptophyta; Magnoliopsida; Fabales; Fabaceae
Product: cytochrome P450 71D10-like
Exons: 2
Coding region: 72-1571 (499 amino acids)
Molecular function (GO): oxidoreductase activity, acting on paired donors, with incorporation or reduction of molecular oxygen; heme binding; monooxygenase activity
Source: RefSeq, a predicted model, not a curated record